This is a messenger RNA of Oncorhynchus keta (chum salmon), 1386 nucleotides long. RefSeq lists its product as uncharacterized. The transcript has 4 exons. Bases 1 to 1386 code for a protein of 461 amino acids. The record is from RefSeq and is a predicted model, not a curated record. Lineage: Eukaryota; Metazoa; Chordata; Actinopteri; Salmoniformes; Salmonidae.
AUGUUCCUGCAUUCAUCCACGCCAGGAGACAAUGGCAGCUCAUCCACUCUAGAAGACUAUGGCAGCGCGUCCACUCGAGAAGACUAUGGCAGCUCGUCCACUCUAGAAGACUAUGGCAGCUCGUCCAUGCCAGUAGAAUAUGACAGCUCAUCCACUCUAGAAGACUAUGGCAGCUCAUCCACUCUAGAAUACUAUGGCAGCUCGUCCACUCUAGAAGACUAUGGCAGCUCAUCCACGCCAAGAGAAUAUGGCAGCUCGUCCACUCUAGAAGACUAUAGCAAGUACUAUGGCAGCUCAUCCACACCAGGAGACUAUGGCAGCUCGCCCAGGCCAGGAGACUAUAGCAGCUCGUCCAUGCCAGGAGACUAUGGCAGCUCAUCCACACCAGGAGACUAUGGCAGCUCGCCCAGAAGACUAUGGCAGCUCGUCCACGCCAGGAGAAUAUAUUGCAGCUCGUCCACUCUAGAAGACUAUAGCAGCUCGCCCAGGCCAGGAGACUAUGGCAGCUCGUCCACGCCAGGAGACUAUGGCAGAUCGCCCAGGUCAGGAGACUAUGGCAGCUCAUCCACACCAGGAGACUAUGGCAGCUCAUCCACACCAGGAGACUAUGGCAGCUCAUCCACACCAGGAGACUAUGGUAGCUCAUCCACACCAGGAGACUAUGGCAGCUCAUCCACUCUAGAAGACUAUGGCAGCGCGUCCACUCGAGAAGACUAUGGCAGCUCGUCCACUCUAGAAGACUAUGGCAGCUCGUCCAUGCCAGUAGAAUAUGACAGCUCAUCCACUCUAGAAGACUAUGGCAGCUCAUCCACUCUAGAAUACUAUGGCAGCUCGUCCACUCUAGAAGACUAUGGCAGCUCAUCCACGCCAAGAGAAUAUGGCAGCUCGUCCACUCUAGAAGACUAUAGCAAGUACUAUGGCAGCUCAUCCACACCAGGAGACUAUGGCAGCUCGCCCAGGCCAGGAGACUAUAGCAGCUCGUCCAUGCCAGGAGACUAUGGCAGCUCAUCCACACCAGGAGACUAUGGCAGCUCGCCCAGAAGACUAUGGCAGCCCGUCCACGCCAGGAGAAUAUAUUGCAGCUCGUCCACUCUAGAAGACUAUAGCAGCUCGCCCAGGCCAGGAGACUAUGGCAGCUCGUCCACGCCAGGAGACUAUGGCAGAUCGCCCAGGUCAGGAGACUAUGGCAGCUCAUCCACACCAGGAGACUAUGGCAGCUCAUCCACACCAGGAGACUAUGGCAGCUCAUCCACACCAGGAGACUAUGGUAGCUCAUCCACACCAGGAGACUAUGGCAGCUCGUCCACACCAGGAGACUAUGGCAGCUCGCCCAGGCCAGGAGUCUAUGGCAGCUCGCCCAGGCCAGGAGACUAUGGCAGCUCGUGA